AGGAGAUUCUCAGCCAGGCCUAUGAGAUGAUGGGACUGGGAAACGGGCGUCGGACCAUGAAGUCGCCGCCCUUUGUGCUGGCUGCCCUGGUGGCCUGUAUCAUCGUCCUGGGCUUCAACUACUGGAUUGCGAGCUCCCGGAGCGUGGAUCUCCAGACGCGCAUCAUGGAGCUGGAAGGCAGGGUCCGCAGGGCGGCCGCCGAGAGAGGCGCGGUGGAGCUGAAGAAGAACGAGUUCCAGGGGGAGCUGGAGAAGCAGCGGGAGCAGCUGGACAAAAUCCAGUCCAGCCACAACUUCCAGAUGGAGAGCGUCAACAAGUUACACCAGGAUGAGAAGGCGGUUUUGGUGAAUAACAUCACCACAGGCGAGAGGCUCAUCAGAACCCUGCAAGACCAGCUGAAGGCCCUGCAGAGGAACUACGGCAGGCUGCAGCAGGAUGUCCUCCAGUUUCAGAAGAACCAGACCAACCUGGAGCGGAAGUUCUCCUACGACCUGAGCCAGUGCAUCAAUCAGAUGAAAGAGGUGAAGGAGCAGUGUGAGGAGCAGAUAGAAGAAGUCACCAAAAAGGGGAACGAAGCUGUGGCUUCCAGAGACCUGAGUGAACACAAGGAACCAAGCCAGCAGCUCCGAACUCCCAGUGAGCCUCAGCCCCCGGCAGAGGUGCCACAAACGAAAGGGAAUGUGCCCGGUAACGGUGAACCCCAGACGCCAGUCCCCAGUUCUGAGGCGGCUUUGGAUUUGAGGAGAGAGGGUGAGAAAGAGGAAACCAAUGACAUUCAGGUCAUCAGCGAGGAGGCGCUUCGGAGGGACAGCCAGGCGCUGCCACGGGAGCCAGACCACGAGCAGGCUGUGGAAGCAGACAGACAUGUGGGCGGAAGAGACACGGGAGAUGUUAGAGACCCCGGCCAAACCCCACAGGUGCCAGCCACCCUGCUGAUGAGCCAGGAAAAUCAGGAGGUGGAGGAGCCUGAGCGGGACCAGCUUGUGGUCCGGGAUGGGCAGGAGGAGGAGCAGGAUGCUGACGAGGAAGGGAGAAACGAGCAAAAAGUGGGAGGAGAUGAUGACUACAACAUGGAUGAAAAUGAGGCAGAAUCUGAAACAGACAAGCAGGCAGCCCUUGCAGGGAAUGACAGGAACGUGAAUGUUCUUAAUGCAGAAAAUCAGAAAAGAGACGAUAAGUUUACUUGAUCAGCAUGAAAAGAAGAAACCCACAAUCAAACUGGAAUCACUUCAUUUCAUGUCAGGACUGAACAGCGAUAACUACAAAAUAUUCGCAAGGGAUUGAAUACUGUGAAAUUUACUAAGUAACAUAUAGACCUAAAGAUGAUUAUUGUGGAAUUUUAGUAUGUCACUGGGGGUUACUUUUGAAGCAUCUAUAUUAAAGAUGUUAACAUGUGUCGGCUAAUAGGUAUUUCAUGAGAAGAUCAACACCAAAAAUAGAACCCAACUUCUCCAGGAUAGCAACAGUGGCACUUAUCAUCCUGGGUCUACCUGUGUUUAAAAUAAAAUCCACAGGAAGAGUCCAUCUUCUGGUGCGAAGGCGAGGCCUGCUGCACGUAAAAAA
Molecule: messenger RNA, 1563 nt
Organism: Myotis davidii
Lineage: Eukaryota; Metazoa; Chordata; Mammalia; Chiroptera; Vespertilionidae
Gene: GOLM1
Product: golgi membrane protein 1
Exons: 10
Coding region: 27-1187 (386 amino acids)
Cellular component (GO): Golgi apparatus
Source: RefSeq, a predicted model, not a curated record